Molecule: messenger RNA, 987 nt
Organism: Nannospalax galili (Upper Galilee mountains blind mole rat)
Lineage: Eukaryota; Metazoa; Chordata; Mammalia; Rodentia; Spalacidae
Product: olfactory receptor 5K3-like
Exons: 1
Coding region: 19-987 (322 amino acids)
Biological process (GO): sensory perception of smell; G protein-coupled receptor signaling pathway
Cellular component (GO): membrane
Molecular function (GO): G protein-coupled receptor activity; odorant binding; olfactory receptor activity
Source: RefSeq, a predicted model, not a curated record
UCAAUAGGCAAGGUAGAGAUGACUGAGGACAACUACUCCAUGACAAAUGACUUCAUCCUGGUAGGAUUUACAGACCACCCAGAACUGAAGAUCACUCUGUUUCUGGUGUUCUCCGUCAUCUAUCUGAUCACUAUGGUGGGAAACCUUGGACUAGUGGCCUUGAUCUAUAUUGAACGUCGUCUUCACACACCCAUGUACAUCUUCCUGGGCAACCUGGCUCUGAUGGAUUUUUGCUGUUCCUCUGCCAUCACUCCCAAGAUGUUAAAGAACUUCUUUUCUGUGGACAGAAGGAUUUCACUGUAUGAAUGCAUGGGACAAUUCUAUUUUCUCUGUCUUGCUGAAACUACAGAUUGUUUUCUUCUGGCAGCAAUGGCCUAUGACCGCUAUGUGGCCAUAUGCAACCCACUACAGUACCACACCAUGAUGUCCAAGAAGCUCUGCCUCCAAAUGAUCACAGGAGCCUACAUAGCUGGAAACCUUCAUCCUAUGAUUGAAGUAGGGUUUCUGCUCAGGUUAACUUUCUGUGGGUCUCAUAUAAUCAAGCACUUUUUUUGUGAUGUCCUUCCAUUAUAUAGACUCUCCUGUGCUGACCCUUCUAUCAAUGAGCUGAUAUUAUUUAUUUUGGCAGGGUCAAUUCAAAUCUUUACAAUUACCAUCGUUCUUGUGUCUUACAUCUGUAUACUUUUCACUAUAUUCACAAUGAAGUCUAAGGAGGGAAGAGGCAAAGCCUUAUCUACUUGUGCAUCCCACUUUUUGUCUGUGUCAAUAUUCUAUGGGUCUCUUCUCUUCAUGUAUGCUCGACCAAGUUCUGUUAAUGAUGGAGAUAAAGACAUACCUGUUGCCAUUUUUUAUACUCUUGUAAUUCCUUUAUUAAACCCUUUUAUUUAUAGUCUAAGAAAUAAGGAAGUAAUAAAUGUGAUGAAAAGGAUAAUGAAGAAGAGACAGUUUUGCAGCAUUCCAAAACAAAGGUCAUCUGUAGAAAACUGA